Messenger RNA from Adineta ricciae, 483 nucleotides. NCBI's taxonomy places the organism in Eukaryota, Metazoa, Rotifera, Eurotatoria, Adinetida, Adinetidae. The record is from the annotation of a GenBank genome assembly.
AUGGCCGACUUGCCCAGUGACAAAGUUGACGAAGCUAAACAAGUCUUCGAUGUAUUCGAUAAAAAAUACGAAGGUAAAGUAGAUUCAUUCUACAUUGGAGAUAUGCUUCGAUCGCUUGGUAUCUAUCCAACACAAGCUGAAUGUGAAAAACGUGGACAGACAAAAAAGACGGGAGAAAAAUUCCUUAAAGUCGAAGAAUUCUUGCCGAUCUACUCCGAAUUUUACAAAAUGCCAGCAAAAAAUUUCGGUACAUAUGAAGAUUUCAUGGAAGGCUUGAAAUUAUUCGACAAAGAAAGUAAUGGUUUAAUGUCCUUAGCUGAGCUUACUCAAGUUCUUGUGGCUAUGGCUGAAAAACUUGAACCACGUGUCGUCGAAGAAAUCCUCCGUUCAACCAACACAAAAGACGAUGCCGAAGGCAUGUUCAACUAUGACACUUUCGUUCGUGCUCUUCUUCAAGGUCCGUUUCCAAAUGAAUCGACUUGA